Amoebophrya sp. A120 is the source of this 1163-nucleotide messenger RNA. The record is from the annotation of a GenBank genome assembly. Lineage: Eukaryota; Dinophyceae; Syndiniales; Amoebophryaceae.
GGAACGCGGCGGCCACGAGCCAGGAGUUUUCGGUCGCGCGAAACUUCCCCACCAUGCCGGUGAGGGCAUUUGCGAAGGAUACGAACCGCGUCUGGGACUGGUUUUGGACGGCGCCGUUCCAUUACAUCCCUAAGUUCCGCACCGGGACGGUUGGCUGGUACUUAAAAUACGACUCUGCCACGAACGAGUUUCGGGACAACCUGAACGGCAAACAUGGCCUACCUGACUUCGGCGCCUUCGGAAACUACGCGUUCUCUACCGUCGUCCGCAGGCCGUUCCCCGUGACGAUUGUGCGCACGGCAUCGCGCGCGCAGUGUGACUUUUUCCAGGGCUACAAGUUGCAGGGCUUCGAAAAAGUGGGCAGCAGACUGCUCGGUGACUGCGAGCAGAAGGAAAGAGACGCGUACUGGGGCCUGUGAUGAACGAGACAUACACUGGUGUUUUCUACUGGUCUAUGUGUUCAUGUCUACUGAAGCGACAACCGCAAAUCUUUCUCAAUUAUAUUGCUCUGGACUGUUCAUCGAGAUCGAUUGCACCACUUGCACUACGUUCGUCUACAGAGAUUAUAAGGUUAUAAGGAACAACUACGCGAGCGCAUACGUUGAAUGGUACAUGAGCAUAAAAGUUUUGUAUGUCAAAUUUUGAUUUGUAAGACAUCUUCGCGCACGAAAUCCCUCGCAGUCUUCAUUGCCCCGUGUAGGAUUUUUUUCCAUCUGGCGAGAGAAGGCCGCUGCCCCCUCACACAUAAAAUCAAUGUUGCAUCAUGCUUCAUCACCCCCUCAUACAUAAAACGCAGUUUUAUCAUGCGAUUACUUUAGAAAGAUAGAAAGGAUCAAACCACGACAGCAGUGCUCCUAAGUGCGUUUCGUUUAGGUUACUAUUUUAGGCUGUUUUAUUGGUUUAGAUAGUAUUUUGCGGUAUUUUUUUGACGGGAUCGAGAAGCAAGUGGUGUUUUGGAACCUACUUGAGUCAAACAAAUUUUGGUGCAUUUCUUGGAACGGGACAAGUUUGGAUAAACGAGAAGGCCGAGUUUUUGGAUCCAGCAGUUUUUGAUGUACCUCGAUUUUUUACCCUCAACAUGUUGAAGUUUUUCUUUUGGGACGUCGGCCUCAGAGCGACGAUUUGGAUGGCAAGAUAACAAAGAUUGUAGAAGUAGUAGACCC